Messenger RNA from Pyricularia oryzae 70-15, 810 nucleotides. RefSeq lists its product as uncharacterized. NCBI's taxonomy places the organism in Eukaryota, Fungi, Ascomycota, Sordariomycetes, Magnaporthales, Pyriculariaceae. The transcript is spliced from 3 exons. The coding region runs from base 1 to 810 and encodes 269 amino acids. The record is from RefSeq and is a predicted model, not a curated record.
AUGGCCAUCAAGGGAUACACAGUUUUGCGCCGGAAGUGGAAGUCCAGGAAGCCCAUUUGGGCCCUGAUGUUAGCCGAGCUGAUCACCAUGAUUCCACUGCUCGUCCUAUUUGGCAUCGCCCAACCCGAUACCUUCCGAACGCUCAUGUGGAGAAUCGGCUAUGCCGAGAAGCUCAACUCGAACCCCAACAUCAUCCUCUACGCCCUGGCAAAUCAUGAGCCGAUUCCCAAGCUGCCAUUCGUUUGGUCGCAACUACUUACCGAGUUCAAUGUGGCCAUCUCAGUCAUGUCACUCUUCUUCCUGCUGGCGAAGAUGAUCGGCUUCAUCAUGAAAAUCUACUUCCCGGUCAUUGCGGUUGGCUGCAAUAUCGUUAUGACGGCAGUCUAUGCCGUUAGCGUCUACGGGCAGGCCGGUCCCGACUACCUUGACCCUCGGUACCCGAGCCCGACGCCUUGGUAUCUCCGGAGGAGUUGCGACGUAGCCGAGGGGUAUGGCGCUGGCAAAACCUGUAUGAUAAUUCAGGGUACAUUUGCUGCUACUGUCGUCAUGCUCUGCAUUUACGUGAUAAACCUCGGAUGGUCAAUCUUCAACAUGAUACCCACAAAACAUGACAAAACACACGAUGAGGAUGAGGAUGGAGAAGAGUACGCGUCUAGCGACUCGCCCACCGAGGUCAAGACGUGGGAGAUGCAGCCACAGACAGCUGGUCCAGGCGGUGUACCAUUUACCCCUAGGACGCAGGCUUUCCACACCUUAGACAGAAAAUUGCCAUUCAGGGCAUACGCCGAACAGAGGCAGCAGUAUUCUUGA